Messenger RNA from Corvus hawaiiensis (hawaiian crow), 1589 nucleotides. It is a transcript of the gene GOLPH3L, whose product is annotated as golgi phosphoprotein 3 like. Gene Ontology annotation, molecular function: phosphatidylinositol-4-phosphate binding. Lineage: Eukaryota; Metazoa; Chordata; Aves; Passeriformes; Corvidae. Gene Ontology annotation, cellular component: cytosol; trans-Golgi network; Golgi cisterna. The transcript is spliced from 5 exons. Bases 82 to 936 code for a protein of 284 amino acids. The record is from RefSeq and is a predicted model, not a curated record. Gene Ontology annotation, biological process: retrograde vesicle-mediated transport, Golgi to endoplasmic reticulum; Golgi organization; Golgi vesicle budding.
GGCCCCGCGGAGGCUUUUCCUGCCCGCGGCCCCGGAGCGGAGCGGGGCGGGCGGACCCGCCGGGCCGCGCUGCAGCGGGAGAUGACGACGCUCACGCACCGGGGCCGGCGGGUGGAGGGCAGAAACUCGGACAAGAAGCCGGACGGUGAGGAGGAUGCGGCUGCAGACAGAGACCUGAACGAGGACGAUCCUGAUGACUCCAAAGACAUCCGCCUCACGCUCAUGGAGGAGGUGCUGCUCCUGGGGCUGAAGGACAAGGAGGGCUACACCUCCUUCUGGAACGACUGCAUCUCCUCGGGGCUGCGGGGCGGGAUCCUCAUCGAGCUGGCUCUGCGCGGCCGCAUCCGCCUGGAGCCGCUGUCCCUGCGCAAGAAGAGGCUGCUGGAGAGGAAGGUGCUGUUGAAGUCGGAUGCUCCGACCGGGGAUGUGCUGCUGGAUGAGACCCUGCGGCACAUCAAGGCCACGGAGUCGGCGGAGACGGUUCAGACCUGGAUAGAGCUGCUCACUGGAGAGACCUGGAACCCCUUCAAGCUGCAGUACCAGCUGCGCAACGUGCGGGAGCGCCUGGCCAAGGCGCUGGUUGAGAAGGGCAUCCUGACCACGGAGAAGCAGAACUUCCUGCUCUUCGACAUGACCACGCACCCCGUCAGCAACGCCUCCGAGAAGCAGCGCCUGGUGAAGAAGCUCCAGGAGAGCGUCCUGGAGCGCUGGGUCAACGACCCCCAGCGCAUGGAGCGCAGGACUCUGGCCCUGCUGGUGCUGGCCCACGCCUCGGACGUGCUGGAGAACGUUUUCGCCAGCCUGGCCGAUGACAAGUACGACGUGGCCAUGAACAGGACCAAGGACCUGCUGGAUAUGGACCCUGAGGUGGAAGCUGCCAAAGCCAGGGGCACGGAGAUGAUCUGGGCUGUCCUGGCAGCCUUCAAUAAGUCCUAAAACCUCCCUUCGCUCUGGGUGGGGGAGACCCUUGAUGUGACCCAGGGGUUUCCCCAGAGGAUGGGCAGUUGCUGGGCUGGUGGGUGGGCUCAGCCUGGGGAGGGAUCAGGGGAUUUUGCUUUCCCCUCCCCAGGCAGAGGUGGGAGGUGAGAGCCUGGCACUCCCACUGCCCCGUGCUCUCCAGGGAGAGGUGGCAGUAGCUCUUCACUCCUUGCCCUCGGGGAUUUCCUUCUGAGGCCAGUGCAGAGCUGGGGGUGGCAGAGCCCCGGCCCCGGAGCUGCUCUGAGAGGCCAAACCCCGGCACAGACAGGGCAGGGACACACUCCUGGCUGCCUCUCCCACAGCCGGGUCCUGCCUUGGAGCUGUGUGGGCAGUGCGGGUUCCCCUGAGGGACUCACACCCUCCUGGGGUGGGGUUUGGGGGUGUUGGGCAGCCGGGACCACCCCCCUCCCUGGCUGGCACGGGGCACCCAGACCUCUCCCACGUGUCUCCAUGGAGGAGCAGCUCUGCAAAGACUCCCAUGUGUGCCCCCAUGGCUCAGCUGCUCUUUCUAGUAAGAAGAAAAGUUAAACUGUGAUUAUUUUUGUUCACGACCCCCUUCCUUCCUCCUCCACUUUAUUCUCCUGUAGUUCACUUAAACGUAUUUCUCUGCA